This is a messenger RNA of Mollisia scopiformis, 1529 nucleotides long. Its product is annotated as WD40 repeat-like protein. Gene Ontology annotation, cellular component: Cul4A-RING E3 ubiquitin ligase complex; nucleotide-excision repair complex. Gene Ontology annotation, biological process: proteasome-mediated ubiquitin-dependent protein catabolic process; transcription-coupled nucleotide-excision repair; protein polyubiquitination. Gene Ontology annotation, molecular function: protein binding. The transcript is spliced from 3 exons. NCBI's taxonomy places the organism in Eukaryota, Fungi, Ascomycota, Leotiomycetes, Helotiales, Mollisiaceae. The record is from RefSeq and is a predicted model, not a curated record. Bases 85 to 1461 code for a protein of 458 amino acids.
CUUCUUGCGCACAAAACACACCAGCAUCAAGUUCAACCUCACGAUUCAUUUUCGACAAAUGCGUAUCCUCCAACCUGCCGAUGUAUGAAUCAACUUCUGUUUGAUCGAUCAACGGGUAGCUUAGGCCCUAAGGCCUUCGCCCGAAUCCAGACCUCGUAUCUGAUUCACGCGAUCCAGCCUGUUCCUGGGCUGCGAUUCAAUGGUGGCGAGAAAGAAAUCUUACCAGUAGAUGAGCAAGGAAACUCUCUCCCGUUGCCAGCUGGUGAGACGAAGAUAUGGGCACAUCAGGCUGGUGCGAAUGCUUUAACAAUCGACAUUGAGAACCGAUUCCUCGUCUCCGGCGGAGCAGAUUCCUCGAUACGGCUCUGGGAUUUGGAUGAGAGUGAUAUCCGAUUCAAACACACCUUCAAGCCACGAUGCGCCGUCUCAAGGACUUCUUCGGCUCAUAAAUUUGGAAUCACCCACCUGUCUUUCUACCCUUUCGACUCCGAAGCAUUUCUUUCGUCCUCAUACGAUCAUCAUUUGAAGUUAUAUGGGACCGAAACACUCCAAGUAUCUGCGGACUUCGACCUCAAUAGCAUUGUUUACACUCAUGCGCUAUCGCCAAUCGCAGAUCAUCUGUUGGUGGCUUGCGCAACUCAACAUCCGGCUGUCAGACUAGUUGAUCUUCGGUCGGGUUCGAGCACACAUUCAUUGGCAGGUCAUCAUGGUGCUCUUCUGUCGAUGGCAUGGAGCCCGACCUUGGAACAUGUCUUAGCAAGUGGGGGCAUUGAUGGGACUGUUCGUCUUUGGGACAUUCGCAAAAGCUCUGGCUCAUUGGGCGUUCUGGAUAUGGAAGAUUCAACGGGAAUUACCGGAACAGAUGGAAUGGGAAGAAGUGCUCGUGCUCAUACCUCUGCUGUAAAUGGUAUAACGUGGACUGACGAUGGGCGAUAUAUUAUUACAGCUGGACACGACGAGCGAAUUAGAGUUUGGGAUGCUGCCACUGGAGCGAAUACCCUUGCUAGUUUUGGGCCCACACUGAAGAACGGUCACUUGUCAAACCUGCCUUUAGUUGUAAGCCCUACAGCAUCAACUUCAGUGGGAAAGGAGCUCCUCUUCUUCCCGAACGAGAAAGAAAUUCUCAUGUUUGAGCUGCACGAAGGGAGGCUUCUUAAACGUCUCAAAGUACCAGGCCCCAACAUGGCUGCAGUUCGAUCGAGGACAGGAGAACGAAACAUCAGAAAUCGAGUUACAGGUCUUGUUUGGAGAGGGCAAGCAGGUGGAAUUUACACUGCCCAUACAGAUGGUCAAAUUCGAGCCUGGCUUCCCAGGACGACCGAUGAUGAGAUUCUUGAUCGAGAGGAGGAAGAGAACUCCGACGCAUUUGGCAACAAUGAAAAUGAAGGUACCAAGCGUAAACGACAAGUGCUUGAUGAUGUUUUCCAGAAUUUGACAAGACAGAAAGUAACAUUUGGAUGACUCCAAUGGGAUAUCAGACCUCGGCAUGCACCUAUAGGUAUUGUCCAAUGCAUUCACAAGAUUUGAGA